AUGGCCACUACACAACUUACUCCUCCAGACGCUACACAGCUUCUCGCGCCGUUUCUUCCUGCUCUCCCACCGGCUGCGAUCUCUACCGAGCCCGCCAUUGGCAUUCUACCACUACUAUCCCCCAUACUGCGCCAGCGAGUCAAGCUUUUGUCUCCCACGAGUACUGAGCCAUGGAUUCGACUUCUAUGCUACGACAAGGCCAAGACACCCGAGCUGGUCCAGAUUGCCCAAGGUGGAAGCCUUGAGCCACAUCCAGUGUCCGGCGAAGUCGAGGUAGACUGGGACUACGAUGCCGAGACAAGAUUUCGACGAGUUGAUGAGGAAACUCUACAGGCCCUUGUUGCGCUCUCUACCCUUGGUUUGGCGUUUCAGCUGAUCUACUGCGUCGGGGACAUCGAAGGUGGUGGGGAUGGCUGGAAGGUGGGCGAGGUUACUGUCGCAGACAAACCUUCACCAUUUUCGCUUUUCGGAGGAUCUUCCAGCAUUGAGGAAGCGGAGCGGCAGUUUCGAGAGACCCAGGCUAAGAAGGUGACGGACCAACUCAAGGACACCAGUAGCCAUGGAAAUAGUUUACAUGUCCCGGAUGCGGGCCACGACGAUGAGGAAGAUGACGACGAUUACUGGGCACGGUAUGAUGCGACACCCGCCCGAACACCCGCCCAGAAGCCUUCACCUGCUCCUCACUCUAAAGCUACCUCACAAGCCGGAGGCGUACGGGCAUCUUCAGCUGAGGACGCUUACUUUGCUCAAUACGAUAGUGUCCAGCCUGCCAUGGACAACCAUGACCCGGAUGAGGAGGAGAUGGCUGCCCAGAUUGCUCCACCACUUGGGCUCGGCCGUUCACAAGAAUCUGCCGAAGCCACAGAACUCAAUGAGACACAAGGCGCGUGGACGUUAGCCGAGCUCGACAAGAGUGAUUUGAGCCCGGCGCAUAAUGGAGACGAUGCCAAGCAUAACUCUGAUUUACUUCAUCCACGCCCAGCCUCGAGCGCCAGUUCCAACGGCUCAGGCACGGUUGCUAAGCUUGAGGCUUCUGCCGGCAAGCAGACCCAAAACGAGUUUGGGGUCAAACAGCAUGUAUCACGUAGCAUUCGAAGUCUCUUUAUGCUUUCACGUGCUUCGGGCAUUGAUCGCCAUGAAUUUGAGAGCCUUGUCCGUGCCGAGCUUGAUAUUUUGGGCAUGAUUGAGGAUCAGGAACAAUGA
Fusarium sp. VM40 is the source of this 1203-nucleotide messenger RNA. NCBI's taxonomy places the organism in Eukaryota, Fungi, Ascomycota, Sordariomycetes, Hypocreales, Nectriaceae. The record is from the annotation of a GenBank genome assembly.